AUGUCCGACCCCCGCCCAGAGACGUCCCUCGACGACACCCCCAGGCAUGCCGGCACCGCCCCUGUCAGAGCCGAGUACCUCAUUCGCGCGACUCCCAUCGUCGAAUCCACCUCCGCCGCCGACUUGAACGAUAUCCACCCCGCCGACGCCGCCAAAGGCCACACCCCCUCCGACUCGCGCGACUCGCGCGACGGGGGCGACUCGCGCGACUCGAAGCGCCGCAAACCCAACAAGGCCGACAAGAAGGAGCGCAAAGGCCAGAACAAGGGCCGCAAGUUUGCCAUCGUCCGGGAGGCGAGUGUACGCAUCUGCAGGGCAUGGGAGACGACGGGGGAGUGUGAGAGGGGGGAGGGCUGCAAGUUUAAGCAUAGCUGGGAGGGGUACUUUGAGGUGAAGCCCGCGGAUAUUGGGUAUAGGCCCGAGUGGGAGAAGCGGGACGAGCCGCCGUAUGUCCGCCUUGGGGAGAGGCUUGUGGGCGGGGAGGAUGCGUUGGGCAAGACGCUGGAUCUCAACACUGUCUGUCCUGUUUACAAGGAUCUCGGGUACUGUCCCUUUGGCUGGCGAUGCCGUUUCCUCGGCGGCCAUAUCAACAAGGUCGACCCCGCAAAGGAGGAGCAGAAGGGCGGGCCGCAGAAGAGGAUGGGCGAGUGGCAAGUCGAGGGGUGGGAGCAGAGCGAGUUGAAUGAGGAGGGGUGGAAACAGGGAGAGACGAAUUGGCCAGAGUUUGAGAAUCUGCAGAACCUGAGGCAUAGUACUGCCGCAUUCCCCUUCUCAACCGCCUACCUCGCGCACGUCGACCCUGAAAAACCAUUUACGCUCGGCGACAGAAACGACUCGCGCAACAAGCCUCAAAAGCGCAAGAAGACUGUCGUCCUCGACGAAGAAGAAGCUGCCAACGAGGUGGAAGGGGAUGAGGAGGCGCAGAAUCAGGUGGAGGAGGUGAAGGGGUAUGUGCUGGGGGAGAGCGAGAGUUUUGAUGUGCCGAUGAGGCCGGAGGAGAAGAGGAGGUUGAAUUGGGAGGGGGGGAGGUAUCUUGCGCCGCUCACUACGGUUGGCAAUCUUCCUUUCCGCCGUCUCUGCGUCGACUACGGCGCCACCAUCACCAUCUCCGAAAUGGCCCUCGCCCAGCCUCUCGUCUACGGCGCCAAAGAAGAAUGGGCCCUCGUCCGACGACACGCGUCUGAAAAGAUGUUUGGCGUGCAGCUGGCGGGCGGGUUCCCGAAUAGGAUGGUCCCCGCGGCGGAGGUGUUGGCGAGGGAGGUGGGGAGUGGGGUGGAUUUUGUGGAUGUCAAUAUGGGGUGCCCGAUCGAUCUGGUGUUUAACCAGGGCGCUGGGACGGCUUUGAUGGACUCUCCUGGACGUCUCGGCAAGAUUCUGGUCGGUAUGAACAGAGCUUUGGGCGAGAUCCCUCUCACCGUCAAAUUCCGAACCGGUGUCGCCCACGGCAAGCCGAACGCCCACAAGCUCAUCCCUCGUUUCGCUACCGAAUGGGGAGCCAGCGCCUUGACCCUGCACGGACGAUCGCGCCAACAGCGAUACUCCAAACCCGCCGAUUGGGACUAUAUCAAGUCGGCCGUCACCACCCUCCGCGAGUCUGUCGCCGACGCCAACCUUCCCCCCGUGCCGAUCUUUGGGAACGGCGACUGUUUCUCGGCGGCGGGGUAUUACGAGGAGAUGGAGAGGAGCGGGGUGGAUGGGGUGAUGGUGGCGAGGGGGGCGUUGAUCAAGCCGUGGAUCUUUACGGAGAUUAAGGAGAGGAGGGAGUGGGAUAUCUCGGCGGUGGAGAGGUUGGAGGGUAUCAGGAAGUUUGCCGAGUUUGGUCUCUCCCACUGGGGCUCCGACACCCAAGGCGUCAACAUCACCCGCCGAUUCCUCUGCGAAGCCCUCUCCUUCCAACACCGCUACAUCCCCAUCGGUCUCCUCGAACGUCUCCCGGCAAAGAUGAACGAGCGGCCGCCGGCGUAUAGGGGCAGGAACGAGCUGGAGACGUUGUUGGCGAGUCCGUUUGUGGGGGAUUGGGUCAAGAUUUCAGAGAUGUUUUUGGGGAGGGUGGAUGAGGGGUUUGAGUUUGUGCCGAAACAUAAGAGUAAUGCGUAUGGGGGGGAGGAGGCGCAGGGGUAG
Messenger RNA from Cryptococcus wingfieldii CBS 7118, 2121 nucleotides. RefSeq names its product tRNA-dihydrouridine(47) synthase [NAD(P)(+)]. The record is from RefSeq and is a predicted model, not a curated record. The coding region runs from base 1 to 2121 and encodes 706 amino acids. Lineage: Eukaryota; Fungi; Basidiomycota; Tremellomycetes; Tremellales; Cryptococcaceae. Gene Ontology annotation, molecular function: tRNA dihydrouridine synthase activity; RNA binding; metal ion binding. The transcript is spliced from 8 exons.